Messenger RNA from Trifolium pratense (red clover), 1106 nucleotides. RefSeq names its product AP2-like ethylene-responsive transcription factor AIL7. Gene Ontology annotation, biological process: regulation of DNA-templated transcription. Bases 1 to 1011 code for a protein of 336 amino acids. NCBI's taxonomy places the organism in Eukaryota, Viridiplantae, Streptophyta, Magnoliopsida, Fabales, Fabaceae. Gene Ontology annotation, molecular function: DNA-binding transcription factor activity; DNA binding. The record is from RefSeq and is a predicted model, not a curated record. The transcript has 8 exons.
AUGGAUUUGUCAAAAAAUCAAAAGCAGAUACUAAGAGUGCCGAAACUUGAAGGUUUUGGUGAGACGGAUAUUAAACCGAAUGUUGGAAUUCAAAUGGGUUCUACAACUACUAUUGUCAACAACUUUGUUCCUAAGUUGGAUUUCUUGGAUUUGAACAAAAAAACUCGUUCGAUAGGUAUUGAGUUAGGUGAUUCUUCUUCCAAAGUUGCAGUGGAUUGUGAUAGUUCCAAAAUUGCUGCUACUACUCAUACCAUUGGCCAACGAAGUUCAAUCUACAGAGGAGUCACAAAGCACAGAUGGACAGGUAGAUAUGAAGCACAUCUAUGGGACAACAGCUGUAAACGAGAGGGUCAGGUCAGGAAAGGGCGUCAAGUGUAUUUGGGUGGGUAUGAUAAGGAAGAAAAUGCAGCAAGGGCUUAUGAUUUGGCAGCACUCAAGUUCUGGGGAUCAGGAGCUACUACAAAUUUUCCUGUUUCCCAUUAUGCAAAGGAAUUAGAGGAGAUGAAAGAUGUAGGAAACCAAGAAUUUGUUGCUUCACUGCGAAGGAAAAGCAGUGGUUUUGCUAGGGGUGCUUCCAUGUACCGGGGUGUUACAAGGCACCAUCAACAGAGUAAAUGGCAAGCACGAAUUGGUCGAGUUGCUGGAAACAAAGAUCUCUACUUGGGAACAUUUGCUACUGAAGUGGAAGCUGCAGAAGCAUACGACAUUGCUGCCAUAAAGUUUAGAGGUGCAGAAGCUGUAACCAAUUUUGAGGCGAGUAGAUACAAUAUGAGAGCUAUAUCACAGAUUUCUCUUCCAGUUAGCGGAGCAGCAAAACGCUUGAAACCUUCUCAACAAUCAGAGAUCAAUUUUCUGCCAAUUGCUUCUGUACCAUAUGGUUCUGCAACACAGUAUUUCCCCAACAAUCACUUCCAUCAUUUUAAUCCAACUACCAAUGAAGAAAGUAGCACAGCAGAGUCUACUCCAACUACAACCAAUGCAGCAGCUGAGUUAUUCCUUUGGCCCCGUUAGUCCCGUUGAAUUUCGCUAUUUGUCUGUUCUGCUAACAGAUUAUUUUUAUUUAAAUUUCUGUCAAGUAACAUCUGAAAUAUGAUGAGGACUAUUGA